Messenger RNA from Aaosphaeria arxii CBS 175.79, 1695 nucleotides. RefSeq lists its product as uncharacterized. The record is from RefSeq and is a predicted model, not a curated record. Gene Ontology annotation, molecular function: nucleotide binding. The transcript has 4 exons. Lineage: Eukaryota; Fungi; Ascomycota; Dothideomycetes; Pleosporales. The coding region runs from base 290 to 1540 and encodes 416 amino acids.
CCGCGUUGUUCUAGUCUCUUUGCUACCGGCAGCAAUGUCGAGACACCACCGGCCGGCCAGCGGGUGUUGUCACGGCCGGUAAGUGCUCAGCACUCACUCUCCCGCAUUCCAAACCUUCGGAGCGGGUUCACAUGAACUUUCAGCGCUGAAGUAGGCCUUUGAAGCAUGUACAUAUAUUGCUGAUGGCAUAUGCAGAAAAAUAUCGUUACUUGUUUGAAACCCCUACUCCAUAAGCUUGCAAUACCGAGUUCUCUGUCUCUUUGCUCUCGUAUCGUUGACUCCGCCCACCAUGGCCAACUCAAAGGCAGCAAAAUUCUCAGUCCUCUUCGUUGGCGCGGGAAACAUUACUUUCGGCAACGACAAUGUGCUGUGGAACCACUCACUGCGCGUCGAGCGCUAUCUUGGAUCUAGCCUGGAGGUGGUUGGAAUAGUUGACCCUUCCAUCGAUCGUGUCAAACACGUACUCGCCCAGAAGAAGGCCUCCUCGGCUGCUGCAGCUUAUGCCAAAACUGAACAUUUCCUGGACGUGGCCAGCGCAGAGAAGGCCUUGAGAGCUGCCGAAAAACUUCCCAAACUCAUCAUUCUUGGUACGCCUCCUCACUUCAGAGGAACAAUGCUUGAACAACGUGACCUGGAGUCGCAGAUUAUCGCGUCCUUUGGCUCAGCACCAGCUCUUUUUUGCGAGAAGCCGGUCUCAACCGCAAGACCACACGAGUCCUACCCGGUGGCUCAAAUCCUCAAGGAUUCCGGCAACACUGUUUCAGUAGGAUACAUGCUCCGAUAUCUGCAUGUUGUCCAGAAGGCCAUGUCCAUUAUUCGCGAAAACAACGUGCAAAUUAUGUCCGUGAAUGCUCGUUAUACGUGCGCCUACUCCAAGAUCCGUAAAAUCGACUGGUGGAACAAAGCAAAACAAUGCGGGCCAGUCGUCGAGCAAGCCACCCACUUUUGCGAUCUUUGUCGCUACAUUGGCGGUGAGGUUAAUCUUGAAUCCGUGAAAGCUAUUGCUUUGGAACAUGACGAGCCAGCCGGAAAAUUAUCUCAUAUGGCCAUCGACGAGUCUCAGAUCGAUAGCUCCGACAGGAUACCAAGGGUAACGUCGGCUUUCUGGAAAUAUGAAAAGGGCGCAAUUGGUUCUCUCACACAUAUCAUUGCACUUCAUGGAAUCAAGUAUUCAAAUGAAAUUGUUGUGUCUGGUGAUGGCUAUCAGCUGCGACUGGUUGACUUAUACGGAACACCUACGCUUCAUGUCCGUACCCCUGCGUCGGAAAAAGAAGAAACUUUCACGUUUCCCAACGAUGAUCCAUUUUAUUCCGAGCUAGCAGCUCUUCUCGAAUCAUUGGGAGCAGACUGCCAGGACGCAUCAUCAGUCGAUGAAAAUGCAGACAAUGAUAGUUCUGGUGAGGGACCGGCUCCCGGAUCGUCAUCGUUUUACCGGCCCUCCCACCCUACUGGUUCCAUACUUUCAACAUUCGAGGAUGCUUGCAAGACUUAUGAGUUUACGUGGAGAAUCCGAGAUGAAAGCGAGGCUUCAAGAAGAUAGAGGACUUUGGAAUGAUAUUACCGUAGAAAUAGUAUCAAAAAUAACAAUUGGAUGACCAGUAUCACUCCACAUUACUUAUAUGUUGUUGCCUGUGGCAGAGACCUCUCUAUGAUAGGGGUAACACAGAUAUCACUCAGACUCGGACAAUAUGUAAU